GACAACCAAAACAUCAAUAGGCGCCCAGGAAAAGAGUUAAAUUUUUAGCUCAAAGAUUGGUGUUGCCACGCAAGUUAUGACUGUUGGCGAAAAACAAGAAGAAAAACUUCAAGUAGAAAAUGAACCUGAUAAUGAACAUGAUGAAGACGAAUCACAAUCGGAGGAAAACAACCAGUCAUGCUGCACUGAUUAUUUGGCAAACGUGAACAGAGAGCGACUUGUAUCCAAACUCUUCUAUUUCUGUUUCUUUUCGGCGUUUGGAGCGUUAUGGCCAUACCUUGCGCUGUAUUUCAAACAAUUAUUCAUAUCGCCUCGACAGCUUGGUAUUCUAGUGUCUAUACGAUCAUCUUUGCAAUUUAUUUUUACUCCGAUUUGGGGAGCCUUUGCGGACAAAUAUCAUAAAAGCAAAUGUGUGUUAUUGAUUGGUUUAUGUUUUUGGUUCAUAUCAACAAUAUCCAUUGCUGUCAUUCCUAGUCAUGAGAAGCCUACUGCUUGCUAUAAGAUGAACUCAAUAACUCUUUACGCUAACACUUCUGCUAACAUAUCUAUCGCAUCACAGUUGGAGAAGCAGAGAUCAACCAGCGGUCAUGGAAACGCAAGAUUAAUAGACCAUUACAUUCCUUGGGCGCUGGGAUUUUUCCGAUCUUAUGAACCCGAGGAAUCAGUGACAUUUAAAGAAGUUCCUUUUCCUAACUUCAAAACUCAUCCGUCUCCAGAACCAAUUGCGGAUUCUUCCAGGCUGUUUGUUAGCCUUUUGUCAAUCACUGUAGUAGGCGUUAUGUUCGCAUCACCUACACAAUGUCUCGCAGAUACUGCUACCAUUCAGUUACUGGGGAAGGAUACCCAUGAAUACGGCAAGCAAGCCAUGUGGGGAUCUGUUGGUUAUGGACUGACAGCUUUCGUUGUAGGUGCUUCAGUAAGCGGACAAAAACAUUAUAAUCCAUGCAGCAAGGAGAUGAAUACUAACUUUAUUCCUUGCUUUUACGUUUUCGCGGUGUAUAUGCUGUGCGCAAUCGCAGUGGCUACUCGCUUCCAGUACCAACCCUCAAAAGGCGAGGGAAAAUGCAAGCCAAGUAUUUUAGCAGGCCUAAAAAUUCUUAAAAACUUUGAAUACGCAUUUUUUAUGUUUGUGGUAUUCUUCUGUGGAACAGCGACGGGUUUUAUUCAGACUUUUCUAUUUUGGCACUUGAGAGAACUCGGUGGAGAACAGAUUCUUUUUAGCUUGAUAACCAUCACUAACAGCACUGCUGAAGUGUUGACGUACUUGUUUUCAGAUCGAUUCUUGUCGCAUAUUGGACCUUUCAAAGUGAUAUAUGUUGGACUGGUCUGCUAUGCUUUGAGAUUCUUUUACUACUCGUACUGUAGCACACCUUGGUUGUUUUUACCUAUUGAACUUAUUCAAGGCAUUACAACGGCAGCCAUUUGGUCGUCGUUUGUCUCCUAUGUUGGUUCCAAGCCGGGGCUAGCAUCGACAUUACAAGGCCUUGUCAGCGGRUUUUACACUGGCCUCGGCUAUGCCACGGGAGGAUUUAUGGGCGGUCUUAUGGUGCAUAUAUUUGGCUCUAGUACGUCGUUUUUAGUAUUUGGUGAAAUAAGCCUAAUUGUGCUCUUUAUGUUUAUUAUUGUAAACAAUGUACGAACCCCAGACAACCAACCUUUACCAGUAACAGUACUAAAACAAACAAAAGACUACGUUCCAAAGACAAACAAUGAAAACUAGGGUUACUCAUAAAUGCAUGCGUACAUAUAUUAUAUACAUGUGCAUGGGGCAACGGUAUAGACUCCUUAGAUGUGAUUUCAGAGCAGCUUCAUCUUGAAAACAAAACAAGAGAUUUAAGYUCUCUAUCAAGSCAGAAUCCAUUGUUUUGUCCUAGAUGAAGAUACAUUYUUGUGCGCAACAAGGGGUCUAUACGAAAUGUUUUUAAUAUUUUUUUAUGAAAAUAUAAUUUCAAGAUAAAUCGGAAUAAAGAAGUUCACAAUUUUCRUGGAUGACUAUUUGUAAAUAGAGUCCGAAAAAACUAUAUUUGCAUAUAUGCAUGGAUUCAUAGUCAGUGAUAUGCAUGCAACACCAUGGGGAGAUUUUCUUUGUGCAAGGGAGUCGCCUCCGGAAUCCAUGGCCAAACGUGAAAGAAUGCUAGGAUCUAUAGCUAGCUAUAUACUGUUGUCUAUAAUUUGGUCGUGCCCUGCAUGUUAUAUACAUGUCUUCAUAUAAAAGAAUAUUUUAUUCGGCAUAUCAAGUAAAAACGAAAUUGUAAAUGCAUGUCAAAGGAUAUGUGAUUAAYUUAAAAGUUGAUACUAUUUAUCAUCAUC
Messenger RNA from Exaiptasia diaphana, 2310 nucleotides. Its product is annotated as major facilitator superfamily domain-containing protein 6-A. The transcript has a single exon. Bases 77 to 1720 code for a protein of 547 amino acids. NCBI's taxonomy places the organism in Eukaryota, Metazoa, Cnidaria, Anthozoa, Actiniaria, Aiptasiidae. The record is from RefSeq and is a predicted model, not a curated record. Gene Ontology annotation, cellular component: membrane.